UGACGAGUCAAGUUUGGAACAUGGUGACAGUGUUGAUGGUGACAGUCACUGGUAGUGACGGUCCUGCAGACGGUGGACCAAGUUAGUCUGAGAGGCUGGUCUCUGGUAGACUAGGACACAGCUGAGCUGAAAUUCGACCCCUGCAACCACAAAUAGGUGAGUGCCGGAGGUGUUCAUGAUUGCUGGUGACUGUGACCUUGAGGUGAUGAGGACCUGGAGGGAAGGUUGACUGCUUCACUAUCUUGUCAUCAUCAUCAGUGGUUGUGGAAGUCAGAGUAGAGAUGAAUGCCAUAACCAGCUUCGUUGAUUCCUUUACGGAACUCUUCAGUUUGACAUCUCAAAUGUUAUCUCUGUCAGUGCGAGUAUGGUCUCUUGGUGUUAUGAUCAUUCUUCAACUUCUGGUCAUUCUUGCAGGACUUCUUUGCUUAUGCUGGUUUCUUCUCAAGCUUUGUAUGCAUACAUUACGGAAAGGUGAACCAGGAUAUCUUCAUGUAGCAUUCUUUCAUCCAUAUUGCAAUGCUGGAGGAGGGGGUGAAAGGGUUCUCUGGUGUGCCAUAAGAUCACUUCAGAGAAAGUAUCAGAAUGUCAAGUGCUAUGUUUACACUGGAGACACGGAUGUUACCUCUCAACAGAUACUUCAAAAAGCUCGACAAAGGUUCAAUGUAAUCUUGCCUCAACCAGUUGAAUUCAUAUUCCUCCAGAGUCGAACUCUUGUUGAAGCUAAGCACUAUCCUUUUGUAACACUCAUGAUGCAAAGUAUAGGAUCCAUCAUACUGGCGGGUGAGGCACUGUCUAAGUUUCGUCCAGACAUAUAUAUUGAUUCCAUGGGUUAUGCAUUCACUUACCCUGUAUUUCGUUACAUUGGAGGCUGUGUAGUAGGCUGUUACACACAUUACCCAACAAUAAGUACAGAUAUGUUGGAACAAGUUGCAAACAGAGUUGAAGCACACAAUAACAGAAGAUUCAUCUCUAGCAAUAUAGUUUUUAGCACAUUAAAAUUAGGCUAUUACCAUUUAUUUGCACUAAUGUAUGCAUUAGUUGGACACUGUGCACACUUAGUUAUGGUAAACUCAUCCUGGACACAUGGCCACAUUACAGCACUUUGGGGACAGUCUCGUCAGACACACAUUGUGUAUCCACCAUGUGAUACUCAGCAUUUCAAAAGUCUCCCCAAGAUUCCAGACUCUGAGAAGAAGCUUAAGAGUAUUAUUUCUAUUGGUCAGUUUCGUCCAGAAAAGGAUCAUUCUCUCCAACUGAAAGCUUUCCAGAGGCUUUGUGAAAUCCUUGAUUCAGAUAUUAAGGAAGUUGUUCAGCUUGUAUUGAUAGGUAGUUGUAGAAAUAAUGAGGAUUACCAAAGGGUAGAAAACUUAAAAACUCUUGCAUCUACAUUAGGAAUUAAUGAUAAAGUAGUUUGGAAACUUGAUGCCUCUUUCCCGGAACUUUUAGAAUAUGUUCAAAAUGGGACAGUUGGUUUGCAUACAAUGUGGUGUGAACAUUUUGGUAUUUGCAUUGUUGAAUGCAUGGCAGGUGGGCUUAUCAUGGUGGCUCAUGAUUCUGGUGGACCAAAAAUGGAUAUUGUUGUUGAGUUUGAUGGUCAACGAACAGGUUACAGAGCCACAGACCCUGAAUCUUAUGCCCAGGCAAUCAAAACAAUUUUGGAAUCUACUGAUGAAGACAGAAAUAGUAUACGCAUUUCAGCUAGAAAUUCAGUUGACAGAUUCAGUGAUGAGCAGUUUGAAACUUCUUUUCUUUGUGCAAGUGAAAGUAUUUUCUCUAAUGCAGUAUUAAGUUAGUGAAUUGCUAGCAUUUUCAGUAAAAAAAAAAAUUGAUAUUCAUUGUAGUGUCAGAUAUACUUAGGUGUGACACUUAAAACAAGAAUGUGACCUAAGUGAAUGGUCAGCAGCAUUAGUGUAGGACUUUAAAUUCAUCUUCUGAUUGUUAUGUUCUCAUAAAUGAUUACCAUGUCAUGAAAUUUAGGUGAUAAGCAUUAAUUUUCUUGUAAAUGAUGAACAUGCACCUUUGUUUUCUCUUAGAAAUGCACAUUUAUAUUUUGGUAUCUAUUAUUUUUGUUCCCUCAGUUAUUGUAUACUGUAUUCAUAGAUGGCAAGAUACUUUUAAGGGUCAUACAUUAUAGCAUAGCACUGCAUUGCAUAAGCAAAAUAGUGAGAGAAUCUAGGCAUUGAGGGAAGGACAUCAGCUGGAAGGAUGAGAGCUAGAAUUUGAUAAAAUAUAUUAAUGCAUAUUAACCCGUAAACGAUCCAAGCAGAUCUACGUUUACGUGUGUAGUGCUACAAAAGUAGAUUACGUUUUUGUUACAUAUUUUCAAAUACAUAUAACAAAAAAAAAAAGUAGAUCAAAGUUUUUUACACAUUUUCAAAUGUAAAAAAAUAAAAAGAUCUACUUUUUUACACACUUUCAAAUGUUGAAAAAAAAUGUAUAUACAGUGGACCCCCGCUUAACGAUCACCUCCAAAUGCGGCCAAUUAUGUAAGUGUAUUUAUGUAAGUGCGUUUGUACGUGUAUGUUUGGGGGUCUGAAAUGGACUAAUCUACUUCACAAUAUUCCUUAUGGGAAAAAAUUCAGUCAGUACUGGCACCUGAACAUACUACUGGAAUGAAAAAAGUUCGUUAACCGGGGGUCCACUGUAUAAGUUUGGACCGUUUACGGGUUAAAGAUAGAACAGUCAGGUGGUAAGGUAGAUAGUGUGUACGUGUGUAUUUCAGAAUGUUUUCCUCAACAUUUUAAAUGAAUAUAAACAACCAUCUGUAGCAGAACAAGUCCUUAUUGUUGCAAUAAAAGCUUGCUCUGCUCUAUUUGCCUUUAUUCCUUUUAGUAGUAUGCUUUUCAACAAACCAGUCUGAAAUGAAUAGUGUCCUUGCUGAUGAAUGAGAGAAUCUAUUAUAAAGUUCUGAGCUGUCAGGAUUUGUUAGUGAAAAAUGGUACGGAAAAAGUAUGCCAUACUGAAUGAAGUCCUUUAUUCACAAGAUGUUGCCUUUGAUGCCAUUUUUCUCUUGCUAACUUCCUGUCUGAGGGAGUAACCUCAUGUUGAUCUGGUUACAUGCCUAUACUGAGAAAUAAAGAUGUAUGUGAAAGAUAA
Molecule: messenger RNA, 3096 nt
Organism: Cherax quadricarinatus
Lineage: Eukaryota; Metazoa; Arthropoda; Malacostraca; Decapoda; Parastacidae
Gene: Alg11
Product: ALG11 alpha-1,2-mannosyltransferase
Biological process (GO): protein N-linked glycosylation
Cellular component (GO): endoplasmic reticulum membrane
Molecular function (GO): GDP-Man:Man(3)GlcNAc(2)-PP-Dol alpha-1,2-mannosyltransferase activity
Source: RefSeq, a predicted model, not a curated record